AUGCAACGAUAUUACGUUGCCUUUGUCAUUUCAUAUGUGAUGAUAGUAUGUAUCGCAUCGAAUUCAUCGCAAGUGUUAAGACUUAAUGCAAAAUCUGCUGGUGCUUCUGGUGCAAUGAAACAAGUUGCUCAAGUUUUAAAUGUAUCAGUACCUGCAAAUUGGGCUGAUUACAUGAGUUCAACUACAACAGAUGGUUCAGUUGGACAAGCUGAAGUUGGAAUUUCUACACUUGCUACAGUAAUGGCAAGUUGGCUCAUUCCCGAAGAAUUUCGUGAUCAAGCAGUUCGAAAUGUUAAAACAUUGAUAAUAGCUGCAAC
Rotaria sordida is the source of this 317-nucleotide messenger RNA. The record is from the annotation of a GenBank genome assembly. Lineage: Eukaryota; Metazoa; Rotifera; Eurotatoria; Philodinida; Philodinidae.